Molecule: messenger RNA, 4604 nt
Organism: Diorhabda sublineata
Lineage: Eukaryota; Metazoa; Arthropoda; Insecta; Coleoptera; Chrysomelidae
Gene: Rrp5
Product: protein RRP5 homolog
Exons: 21
Coding region: 289-4557 (1422 amino acids)
Biological process (GO): rRNA processing
Cellular component (GO): nucleolus; nucleus; small-subunit processome
Molecular function (GO): RNA binding; protein binding
Source: RefSeq, a predicted model, not a curated record
UUCAUUAUAAUUUUAAUGUUUCGUAUUAAUGUGUUUGUUUGAAUUUAAACUAAAUUUAUUUUUGCCAAUGUUUUGAACUUUGAACAUUUAUUCAUAAUAAAUAGUACUGAAUUAUCUAUAUAACUACUCUUACUGAAAAUAUGUAUGCCUACGAAAUUGAUUUCUGAAAAUACUCAAGCACAUAUUGCAACCGCGUGGUAAUAAAUAAAAGAGAAGAUAGCUGUAACCACUUUCAUUUUAAAUGCUCUCGAAAUACUUGAGCGUUUAUUUUUAAUGUUUUAACUGAAAAUGGGAGAAUGCGAAGAAAGUUUUCCUCGAGGAGGUACAAGACCACGCGUUUCUGCAACAAAACGAAAACAAGAUGAUAAUUUGUUUUCAGCUGUGGUUAAACCAAAGCGUAAGAAACCAAGGAAAGAAAAGAGAAUACCUAAAAAAGUUAUAACUGAAGAUUCAUUUCAUUCAUCUUUAAAAAUACGAGGAACUUUGACUUAUAAUAGUAUAAGAACUGAUAUGAUAAUUUUGGGCUGUAUAAGACACAUAACAAACUUUUCAUUAGAAAUUGAAUUACCAGGAUUAACUUUCGGUUAUGUUAAUAUAACAAGAAUUUCGGAUCCUUUCACUAAAUAUUUGCAUUCAAAAAUGGAAGAUGAUGACGAAGAUACUGUCACAUUAUUGACAAGGAUGUUCAAAGUAGGACAACAUGUUCUUACUAAAGUAACAAAUAUAGGUACCAAUCAGAAAGGAGUACAUGUUGAAUGCACAAUAAAUCCUAGAGAGAUUUAUAACGACAAAAAUCAUACUUCAUUCGUAAAAAGCUAUUUAGUUUGGGCCUCUGUUAUGUCCAAACAUGAACAUGGUUAUGAAAUGAACAUUGGAGUAAAUAAUUGUAGAGUGUUUCUACAUACGAAGAAUGUUGACAAAGACAGACAUUUAUUUAUUGGAGAACCAAUUUGGUGCACAGUACUCAAAUGUGACAGUUCUAAUGAAGCCAGUAAUUUAAGAGUUAGCAGCAAAAUUGAACAUAUCAAGAAUACCAAAACUGAGGAUGUACAAAGUUUGCAUGACAUUAUUCCAGGGAUGAAAGUAGAAAUUUUAAUAGAAGAGGUUACAAACAAUGGUGUCCAAGGAAAGUUUUUGAACAACUUUUUUGGACAUAUUGAUGAAGGACAUCUGAAUAAAAAUAUAUUUAAAUACCAAGAAGGGAAUCUAAUAACAGCAAAUGUUUUGUACAUUGAUCACACCAUUAAAGUUACAUAUUUAACUACUUAUGAUUUGGAUUUAGUUCCGGAACCAGAAUAUAAGAUUGGAGAGAUUAAAAUGGCGGAGGUUACUUCUAAAUCACAUAAUGGUGUAUACCUCACAUUACCAUCUAAAGAAAGAUGCUUUGUUACCAAUAAACGAUUAAUACAUUCUCUACCAAAACAACAUCAAAAUAUCAAUAUAUCAGAUUCCGUACGAUUGAAAUUUGCCCUUGGUACUAAUCGUCAAUGUCGCAUUUUGGAUUACAAUCGCCUAACUAGAACUUAUAUAGGAACUCUGGAACAAUCCUUGAUAAAAGAAAAAUUAUUUACAACGUCUGAUGUCACAAUAGGUCAAUUGUUAGAUGUCACAAUCAGAACUAUUAAACCAGAAGGAUUGGUUGUGACUUCUGGACAUAUCAGGGGCUUCGUACCAAAUUUAUUUUUGUCAAAUAUCAAAUACAGUGAAGUAAUCAAGAAAAAAUUUAAAGAAGGUCUCAAAAUUAAAGCUCGAGUAUUAUCAAUUAACUCUGGUAAUAUCAUUUUGACAUUAAAAUCGGGACAGGUUGACUCUGAUCAGUGUCUAACGGAUUUAUCAAAAGCGAAACGUGGUGACCGAUAUCCUGGUGUAAUUGUCCAUACAAAACCCGAAGGAGCCGUUGUGAUAUUUUAUGGAAAUGUUAAGGGAUGGCUCGAUAAAAAGUAUUUGGAUGAACAGGACGACGACAAAAAACCAGAUCCUCAAUUAUUUUUCUACGUAGGACAAGUGGUAAAUCCAUGGAUACUUGGUGUUCAAAAGAAUCAAGUUAUCUUGUCACUCAGGCAACCAAAAAAUUUUGAAACGUUCGGAACUUUAGCCAUAGGACAAAGAAUUAAAGGUGUUGUCGGGGCUGUUCGUAAGGAUAAGAUUUUGGUAAAAACUUUAAAAGGAAGAUCUUUGGGCGUGGUGCCUGUGAACCACCUAAGUGAAACUUUAGAUUUGUGCUCUACUUUUAUGAAAAUGUAUAAAGUUGGAGAUGAAAUCAGUGACUUGAUAUGUAUAAACAAUAGUGAUAAAUCAAUUUUGUUAUCAAGAAGAGAAGCUACAGCUUUAAAACGAACACCUUCGUUUAAAAUAAGAAAAAUUGGUGCACUAAAAGUGGGAAAUCUAGUAAGAUGUUCCUAUAUAUCAAACUGUGAUUUAGGAAUAUAUGUUUUACCUUUGAUUGCAGAUUAUACUGAUCAAAUUUUAAUCAGGAAUAAGGAUAUCGUAGAGAAAGACAUCGCUAUUCCAAAAUUUGAACCAUACCAAUGCAUAGUAACAAAAGUAUUAGAAAUACAACAUGAAACAAAGACAAUUAGGUUAUCUGCAAAAUUGUCUCACGUGUUUGAUAACAGGGUCGAAAGCGUUUUGAAUUUAUUCAGUCAAUCUCUGGUUGAUAUUCAAAUACUAAGGAAUUUUGGUAAAGAAAACGAUUGGGACAUUUGUCAAUAUCAACCGGGCGAAAGGAUAGAUUGUCUUGUUGAACUAGUGGGCGAGCAAGGUGGAUGUCGUGUGAAAUUACCAAACGGAGGUGUUGGAUUAGUACCCGUUAAAUUAUGUCCAGCUAAUAUUAAACGAGGUGAUUCAGUAAAUGGAGUAUUUUUGUCACAAAAUUUCGUUAAAAAUUAUGCUGAGAUUUGCCUCAAAGACCAUAUAUCUCAAAGGAUUAAUAAAUCUCAAGAUGGUAAAAUUAUGUGUUCGAAUUUGUCUUCUCGUAUGGCCAAAGUUGUUUUAACCGAUUCCCUUUGUUCGAUAUGUGUAUUGAAACAAAAAGACGGUAAUAGGCAAUUGAUAUACACUCCCAUGAGAUCCCAUGAAAAUGAUUUUAAAGGAUGGGGACACAUUUAUCAAAACGUAAAAUUCAAAAUAUGUAUUUGUGGGAAAACUGGUAACAAUCUAAUUGGUAUGAAUAAACAGUUGUUCUUGAAGCUGGAUAAAAAUAAAGCAACUAUAUCCAAAAUCCAAGCUUUAAGAACAGAAAAAGUGAAGAAGAAUGACAAAAAGAAAAAAUUGUCCAUACAAGAAAGCAUUGAAAUGGUAGAAAAUCAUAUUACUGAGGAAACUGAUGAGAAUAAUGAUGAUGAUGAAAGUGUCGAGGAAGAAAAUUUAGAAGAAAGUAUUUCGGAGACUGAAACUGAAGACGAUUCUCAAAGGGAUAUGGAAAUGGAUGAACAAGAAAAUAUAGAAGAGAAUAUUUCAGGAACUGAAAUUGAAGAUGAAUCCCAAAUGGAUAACAGCGACAUCGAAAUGGAUGAACCAGAUAUUGUCGAGAAAACUUCAAAUUCAAAAGCUUUGAUAUCAGGAGUCAAUUCAUUUUUCCAAACGAAUGGAGAUGUAAAACGAGAAGAUUCAUCUUCAGACGAAGAAGAUCAGGAUAUUAAUGUUAAAAAGAAAAAGAAAUUGACAGCCGUAGAACGAGCUCAGGCGGCGAGAGAAGAAGAGGAAAGAAUUUUGAAAAUCGAGAAACAAUUAGCAGAUACUACAAGGGCGCCGGAAAGUGCAGAAGAAUUUGAUAGGUUAUUACUAGCUAAUCCUAACUCAUCUCAACUUUGGACUAAAUAUAUAGCUUUCCAUACAGCAGCAACAGAAUUUGAUAAAGCUCGAGCUGUAGCUAAAAGGGCACUAGAAGCGAUAAAUAUCGCUCUAGUAGACGAGAGAUUCAACAUAUGGAUAGCCCUACUCAACUUGGAAAAUAUGCUGGGAACAAAGGAAUCGUUUGAUCAAACAUUCGACGAAGCUGUUAAAUAUAAUGAUUCCCUUCAAAUUUACUUGAAAACCAUACAAAUAUUGGCGGAAAAUGGUAAAAUUGCUGAUAUGGAAGAAAAAAUUCGAAAAGCUAGGAACAAAUACAAACAUGUCCCCCAAAUGUGGUUGGAAAUAGCUAAAACUUACUAUCAAAUUGGAAAUUUUAAAGAAGCUAGAAAUUUCAAAGACGCCGCUUUGAAAUCGAUUCAAAACAAAAAGACUCAGCUGGAGAUAAUUGUAAAAUUCGCAAUCAUGGAGUUUAAAUACGGAGAUGAAGAUCAUGGAGCAGCUAUAUUUGAAACUAUACUCAGUACUGAUCCAAAAAAAGUUACUAUUUGGACCACAUAUGUUGAUCAACUAGUUAAAAAGGGGAACAUUAGUGAAGCUAGACAAGUUUUGGAGAGAUCCGUCUCGCAGCGAUUGCCUCUAAAGCAGAUGAAGUCCCUAUUUUUGAAAUAUAGGAUAUUUGAAGAACAGCAUGGAACACCGGCGAAAGUAGAAGAAGUUAAAGAGAAAGCUAAAGAAUACGUAUCUAAAAUAAGUGUAAAUUAAAACUGUUUUUAAUUUGUUUUUUAGAGAAAUAUAUUUUCUUAAGACCA